Heterobasidion irregulare TC 32-1 is the source of this 1096-nucleotide messenger RNA. RefSeq lists its product as uncharacterized. Gene Ontology annotation, molecular function: tRNA dihydrouridine synthase activity; flavin adenine dinucleotide binding. Gene Ontology annotation, biological process: tRNA processing. Bases 1 to 741 code for a protein of 246 amino acids. NCBI's taxonomy places the organism in Eukaryota, Fungi, Basidiomycota, Agaricomycetes, Russulales, Bondarzewiaceae. The transcript is spliced from 3 exons. The record is from RefSeq and is a predicted model, not a curated record.
AUGGGCAGCCGGCUCCCGGACCUGUCGCUGAUCGCAGCCCCGAUGGUGAACCAGAGCGACCUCCCCUUCCGCAUCCUCACCCGCGCACACGGCGCCACCCUCGCCUACACCCAGAUGCUCCUCCCCGACCGCCUCCUCGCAGACCAGCCCUACCGCGAGUCCCACCAGCGCGGCCUCGGCGCACCCCACGACCGCCCCGUCGUCGUCCAGCUCGCCGGCAACGACCCCGACACCCUCGUCCGCGCCGCCCGCACCCUCCUCGGCUACUGCGACGCCGUCGAUCUCAAUCUCGGCUGCCCACAAGACGCCGCACGCGAGGGGCACUACGGCGCCUACCUCCUCCCCCAACACGACUGGCCCCUCGCACAAAACAUCGUCUCCGCCCUCGCGCACGCCCUCCCCGUCCCCGUCUCCACCAAGCUCCGCCUCUGCCACCCCGCCCCGCACACCCUCGCCCUCGCCCACCGCCUCGAGGCAGCCGGCGCAGCCUGGCUCACCCUCCACGCGCGCUACCCCUCCGCCCGCCGCCGCCGCCACGCCGCCGCCGACCUCGAUCAGGUCCGCGCGCUCAAGUUCGGGCCCGAGCGCGCCGGCGCCGGCGACGGCGGCGGCGGCGGCGUGCGCAUCCCCGUCGUGAGCAACGGCAACGUGCGCACCUGGGCGGACGUCGUCGCCAACAAGGCACAAACAGGCGCAGACGGGAUCAUGGUCGGCGAGGCGCUCCUCGCGAACCCAUGGUAAGCACCACCCGACCUCGCACGCACGCACGCACGCACGCACGCGGCCGAACAGCCUCUUCGCGAACCGCACCCCAGACCCGGUCCGCAUCUCGCUCGACUACCUCGCCCUGUGCGCCGCGCACCCCGCCACCGCGCCGCUCCCCGCCGUCCGCGCGCACGUCCGCCACUUCCUCGCCCCCGCCUGGUGAGUCGCCCGCCUGCCCGUCCGCCCGCCCGCCCUUCCUUCCGUUCUCGCUCAUUCGACGCUGUUGUGUGUGCGCGCGCGCGCACACACAGCGAGCGCCGCCCGUGGUUCGCGCAGUUCCGCGCCGCGCUUGGCCGGUGCGCGUCCCUCGGGGACAUCGAGCGCCUCCUGC